Danio aesculapii is the source of this 1046-nucleotide messenger RNA. RefSeq lists its product as uncharacterized. NCBI's taxonomy places the organism in Eukaryota, Metazoa, Chordata, Actinopteri, Cypriniformes, Danionidae. The record is from RefSeq and is a predicted model, not a curated record.
UGUCUGAAUGUUAUUAGUUUUUCAUUUGCCGUCUGCAAGUGUACAUGUUUGUGCUCAUCAACAAAUCUAAAUUGGAAGGAUUGGGGUAUUAGAUUAUUUCUUUACGGAUUACAUUACAGCACCACAAGGAGACUUCUUGAAGAUGUUAAACGCUGCUUUCCUCGCUCUACUUGUGUAUUUUAUCAUUUGUAUGUUUGGGGAUGCAAAUGAAAUUAAAUCAGUGUUAGUGACUGAGGGAGAUUCUGUCCCACUAUACACUGAUGUUACUGAACAUUCGAAUAGCUGAAAUCAUGAAAGGGAACAAAUAGGUUUUAACAUAAAUUUUGUUCUUAAUGAUGGGAUUUUCAAACACAAACUACAACUGGACAAACACACUGGAUCUCUGACCAUCAGAAACAUCAGCACUGAACAUGCUGGACUUUAUAAACUGAUAGUGAUCAGUGGAAAAACUGUAUUGACAAGAUUUAACGUCACCGUUUAUUCUACUCUACCCAUUCCAUUUAUCAGCUGCUUAUGUCCAUCUUCAUCAGUUCAGAGUUGUUCAGUGUUGUGUUCACUGGCUAAUGUGAGUGCUGUGAGUCUCUCCUGGUACAAAGGAAACAGUGUAUUGUCCAGCAUCAGUGUGUCUGAUCUCAGCAUCAGUCUCUCUCUACCUCUGGAGGUGGAAUAUCAGGAUAAAAACAUCUAUAGCUGUGUGGUCAACAACACCAUCACAAACCACACCACACAUCUGGACACUGAACGAUUGUGUCAAUUACGUAAAACAAAGUUGAGCCAGAGUAUAUGCUUUCCUCUGAUUGUAAUAGCCAGCAUGUGGCUGUUAGUGUUUACAUCUGUUGUUUGCUGUUGCAGCAGGAAGUGUCAUCAAGCACAAGAAAAGGAUGUAAAACAGCAAAUCAUGUCAGAAAACACUCAAGUCAUCUUCAGUCUUCAGAUGACAGAUCUGCCACAGAUAGCCUUGCUGGAUGUGGACAGAUCAGUGACAGCUGUCAACUAUCAGAAAACAAAACAGUGAAACUCAAUAUAUAACCGAGCGCCGCUUUUGU